CCUUUUUCCUCUUUUCCGAUUUCUUUCUCACUCUUAACUUGACCUAUCGAUCACUCUAAUCAUUGCAGAACAGAAACCAGUAUUCAUUUUGAAAUGGUCCGGCAAUCCGAUGGGAAUCAACCUACAAAUGGACAAUCGUCCCGCAAUGUCUCUGAGAAAUCUAGCAUGGCUAUUUCCGAAGUAGAAACAGUAAUAUUCAGUGAUAAGGAAGUCCAACCUUCUGACACCAAUGACAUUGAUAUAGCCGAACGGCUUCCUCCCUCAUUUGCAGAAUCAGAAUUCCAUCAUAUUCAGCGUAGACAAGUCAACACCGCACGCGGAACUCUUUUAAAAUGGUCCGAAGUACCCUCCCGCUAUCCAAACUUGAGCAAUGCAUGGGAAUUCGCGGGAUGGGGAAGCACAUAUUAUAUGGAAUUAGAACCAAGCGACAUUGAUCAAUUCCACACCACCCGAGAUAAAAGAACACUUAUAGGACAAUGGCGUGCGACCUCAAUUGCUGGAAAUGAUCUCAUUGCGUCCGUUCUCUAUUCAAUUGGGCCGUGUGUAUUGCAAGCAGGAAAAUAUGCACCGAUUUCAAUGUUUUUGGUAGCAUUACUUAUGUAUCCUAUGAAAAGAAUCAUUACAGAAGUCGCCACAGCAUUACCCCUUAAUGGAGGUUGUUACAAUGCAAUGCUCAACACGACAUCAAAAACUGUGGCAGCCGUUGCAGCAUGUCUCUCUAUUCUCGACUAUCUCGCCACAUGUGUGGUAUCGGCAUCAACAGCAUCUGCAUACCUUGCUGCAGAAGUCGAUUUACCCGAAAAAUUUUCAGCUUUUGUAUUAACAAUUAUCAUUCUUAUUGCUUUCUCACUCGUCUGCAUUUUGGGCCUAAGAGAAUCUUCGACCCUUACUCUCUCGAUAUUUACCUUACAUUCAAUCACUAUGGCCGUUGUAAUGAUUGCAAGUAUAGUUAUGUGGGGUCGUCAAGGAAAUAAUGUCCUGAUUGAAAAUUGGAAUAUACCAGAUCCUGAAGGAACUUCACCACUCCGGAUGAUAUUCAAUGGUUUUUGUAUUGGCCUUUUGGGAGUCACUGGCUUUGAAUCUGCAGAAAACUACAUCGAAGACUUGAAGCCAAAUACAUUCCCCAAAGUCAUGAACAACAUGUUUAGCUUUCUCUUUGUUAUCAACGCCCCGAUGACACUUCUUGUCGUUGUACUUGUCCCUGUUCCUGUCAUACAAGCCAAUGCAGCCAAUGCUGUCUCUAUUUUGGGACAGUACGCUGUAGGUGGAAAUCGUUGGCUUCGCGUGUGGAUCAUGGUAGACGCUGUCAUUGUACUUUGUGCAGGCGUUCUUACUGGUCUAAUUGGUGCUAUCGGGCUUGUUCAACGCAUGGCAAGUGAUCGUAUCUUGCCUCGCUUGUUUCUUAUUCGCAACCGAUGGACUGGAUCCUAUCAGUAUAUUGUCUUGGCUUUCCUGGUACUCAGUAUCAUUAUGUAUGUAAUUGUUGGAGGAGACACAACAUCUCUAUCAGGUGUAUUUGCUGUCGCCUUCCUAUGCUCUCUCUCUACGUUUGCUGCCGUGAAUAUCCUGAUGAAGUACAAGCGUGGUCGCCUGGUGCGAUUCAUUAAAGUCAACCUCCUUACUUCCAUGGCCACACUUGGUGUUCUGAUCGGCAGUUUGAUUGGCAAUAUUAUCAUUGACCCUGAGAUCGCUGAGUAUUUUGUUAUCUAUUUCUGCGUUGUGCUCUUAGUUGUCUUGAUCAUGUUAAAGAGUGCAUGGCUAUUUAAGCUCUGCUAUUGGCUCUUUGAUCAGAUGGAUUUCUUUCAUCGCUUCGAAAGCUUCUCCAAAAAGGCCGAGUCUUUCAUUCAAAAUCGUAUCCAAAACAUUCGUAAAGCACCAUGCGCUUUCUUCCUCAAGACAGAUGAACCUCACGUGAUGAACAAGGCAAUUCAGUAUAUCAAGCACAAUGAGGACUGCGGACACAUCAAGCUUAUUCACAUAUACAAUAAAGUCGGCGACAUCCCGGAGCUCAUGGAAAACCAUCACCGUACAUUAGAUGAGAUAUAUCCCAAAAUACAGAUUGACUUGGUUUUUGUACAGGGUACAUUUGAUCCUGCCACAGUAGACGCGAUUUCUCGACAACUAGAUAUCCCAAAGUCAUUCAUGUUCAUUUCCUGUCCAGGCAAAGAAUUUGAAUUUAAUUUUGGGGACUUUGAAGGAGUGCGCAUUAUCAUGCUCUAGAUUCUAUUUUACUACCAGUUUAUUUUUUUCCUUCACUUUUCCAUCAUCCUUAUACACUGUAAUUCACACUUU
This is a messenger RNA of Phycomyces blakesleeanus NRRL 1555(-), 2292 nucleotides long. RefSeq lists its product as hypothetical. Gene Ontology annotation, molecular function: amino acid transmembrane transporter activity. Bases 94 to 2220 code for a protein of 708 amino acids. The record is from RefSeq and is a predicted model, not a curated record. Gene Ontology annotation, cellular component: membrane. Lineage: Eukaryota; Fungi; Mucoromycota; Mucoromycetes; Mucorales; Phycomycetaceae. The transcript has 7 exons. Gene Ontology annotation, biological process: transmembrane transport; amino acid transport.